AUGUCAACUCAUGAUCAACUUGGAGGUGCUACAGAAAAAAGUCGACGACUAGCCAAAGCAAAAUUUUCAACACAAAACCGAAAUCGAUUACCCAAUUUAGAAGAGGUCCUAUAUCGAAAGACAGCACCACCCGUCUGUCUUUAUAAUUUUUACCUUUUCAUGAGAGAUAGAGAACAUGCUGAAGAAUACUUGGACUUUUGGCUCGAUAUCGCCGAGCAUGAAAUAUUAUGUAAACAUUUUGUGAGAGAUAUGAAAAAAGCGGGAGUAGAUGUUAACACAGAGUAUCCAGAGUAUGUGCAAUACAAAAAUAUUAAAGAAAAAGGUCGUUGGCACAUUAAUUCAAGCGCCGGAGGAGUUGGAAGCGUGAAAAGAAAUCUAAGUGGUUCUUCUCAUGGUUCCGAUUCUACGUCUCUAACGAGUGCUGCUUCUUCACGCGCUCCUUCACCAUUAAUACCCAAUAUCGGAGGUCCAAAUUACGCAAUAGAUAUUCCACAGCUGAGUGGUAAUGCAGAUAGAAAUCCACGAUAUCGAGAUUCAGUUCGAUCGAAUACCACUGGUAAUCUUUCGUUUAUUGGACAACGACCAGUAACGCGAGAAGACAUAAAAUUUUCCGCGGAUCGUAUUUAUUAUCGAUACGUAGUAGCGCAGUCUGAGAAAGAACUUGGUAACUUAGCGGAGCCAAUUCGUGAACGAAUGCGGAUUGCAAUAGAGAAGAAUCAUCGAGAUGAUCCGGGCGUGUUUCAAGAGGCUAAAGAUGAAGUAAUGGAAUUGAUGCGGUUGGACCCGUUUCCGCGAUUUUUAAAAGCACGAGCUUAUGGAAAUAUGACUGUUUUACAAACGCUUUUACGGUUGGCACUGGGUUUGUUUUGUCUAUUUGUAGGAUUCUCGGUGGAGUUGAGUCUAAUCUUUUUAGAUGAGAAACGCCUAUUGAGACUUUGGGGUUUCAUUCCAAUAUUUUUCGGAAUAUCAAAUCUUUUUGCCAAUCAAACAGAGCUUAGUCCAUUGUUUGUCUUAUUAAAGAUUAGACGAAAAGGCAUACGAGUAUUUUUAGCGAGCUUAUUUGUAUCGCUGAUCGUUACUGGAAUUUUCAUUGCAGUUCCUGGACAUCGCCUAUGA
Messenger RNA from Ambispora leptoticha, 1116 nucleotides. The record is from the annotation of a GenBank genome assembly. NCBI's taxonomy places the organism in Eukaryota, Fungi, Glomeromycota, Glomeromycetes, Archaeosporales, Ambisporaceae.